Molecule: messenger RNA, 3737 nt
Organism: Siniperca chuatsi (mandarin fish)
Lineage: Eukaryota; Metazoa; Chordata; Actinopteri; Centrarchiformes; Sinipercidae
Product: tetratricopeptide repeat protein 24
Exons: 14
Coding region: 344-2077 (577 amino acids)
Molecular function (GO): protein binding
Source: RefSeq, a predicted model, not a curated record
CUUUUUAAGAACUUCUUUGAAAUGAUAUUAGAUGUAAGACUCCUCGCUAGAUAGUUUAUUAUCUUUAUCUACUUUAUAUUUCGAACUUUGUUUCCCCUGCGGUCGGUUUCUUGUUCCCAUAGCAACACAGUCAACCACAGUCGGCAGUAGCACAUAGCAGAUGUUGCUAGCUGCUUCACUUAUUAAAACAUAUCGAUCUUACUUCAAAACAGUUAUUGACAACUGAACAUUGGACGUCUCAGCAUGAAGGAGCUUCAUCUCCACCUGGAAACUGUUGCAGAGCUCUGUGCGUUUCUGUCUCUUCAGACUCUGUCCAGGUGAGUUCUCCUCCUGCAGGUCCAACAUGGCGUCUGAUGCGUCUCCUCCAGGUGACGAUGAGGUGAAGGUGCGGAGGAGGAGGAGGAGGGAGGUGAGGAGGAAGGAGGUUCAGGCGGUGGACAUCGAGGAGUUAACGUCUGCUGGUCACAGAGCUCUGCAGGAGGGACGGACGGAGGACGCUCUGAGCUGCUUUACCAACACGCUGAAGGCUGCAGGACAGCUGCAGGACUCGCGGGUCCUCCGGGCCUGUUCCUUUAACCUCGGUGCAGCCUACGUGGAGGCGGGCCAGCCUAAGAAAGGUCUGGACUUCCUGCGUCGGGCUCAGUCCGGUCCGAAGGCCACCCGGCUCCCGGACCUCCAGUUUAACCUGGCCCUGGCCCACAAUGCACUGGGGCAGAGCCAAGAGGCCGCCGCCUACUUCCUGCAGGCUGCUCAGCUGUACAGAUCGCAGGGAGACGGCGGCAGCGAGGGGGACGCCUGCAUGGAGAUGAGCCGCUGCCACAGCAGAGUGCAGGACUGGUCUCUGGCGGUUCAGGGUUUCCUGCGGGCUGCAGAGAGUUACAGAGUGGCGGCCAUGUUGGAUUCUGCCGCCGCUGCCCUCAAAGAGGCAGGAAGUCACAUGAUCCAAUCAGAUCAGUUCAGCCAUGAUGACAUCAUCGGCGUGCUGACAGAGUGUCUGCGUUUGACAGAAAGCAUCACUGACCCGAGGAUUCUGGGUGAGCUCUACCUGUCGGUGGGUGUGUCUUACUGCCGGCUCAGGUGUUUCCAGGAGGCCGUGCAGUGUUUCCAGCAGGCUCUGGGCCCCACGGCUCAGCGCCCCCACCUGCUGGCCAAAGUGCUGCAUAACCUGGGAGCCGCUCUGAACUCCGCGGGCCAGUUCGCACCUGCUGUGGGCUACCACAGGCUGGCUGCUGGACUCUACGGUCAGACUCCGUCACUCACCUGUCGCUGCAGUCGGUCCGGGCCUGCACUGAGCAGGCAUCUCAGAGCAGGAAGCUCUCUGGGUUGCCGUGGCGACCAGGCUCGGUGUUUCAGUAACCUGGCGUUUGCCUGCAGUCAGCUGGGUGAUGAAGAGGAGGCAGCUGAGAGCUUCAUCCACGCUCUGCAAGGAUUCAGAGACAUUGAGGACCACCUGGCUCAGGUUCGGGUGUGUGAGUCGUUGGCAGAGUGUUACCUGAAGCAGAGGAAGCAGCAGAAAGCUGUUAAGCUCUACAAACAGGCUCUGACCUCCCUGUCUCACUGCAAGGACAGUUCUGGUUGUGUUCGGGAUCGUCUGGUGGAGCGUCUGACUGCAGCUCUGCAGCAGAGUCUGACAGUCAGUCUGCAGAGACCACGCCCACGCAGACCACACCCACACAGCCCACCUGUCGGACAGCGGGUCAGGAAGAGUGACAUCACACAGAGGCCAGAUAGAGUGCCCAACCAGCAACCAGACGAUCAGAGGGGGGAGGGGCAAGGAUCAGAGCAGAAGGCCACAGGUAGACAGGAAGCAGAAGAGCAUUGUGGGUCAGCAGGGCGCGGAGCCACUAAGGAACCUGAAUACAUGAGCACGGUACCUGGACUGCACAGUUCAUACCAGUCAGACCAGUCAGACCAGCUGCAGCACAGUGAGCUGUGGUCGGACAGAGAGAACCCUCACACUGACAGUGAAACCUCAUUGGUCCAGGAGAAAGAUGCCCCGCCCAUCGACCCAGUUGACGUCAGAGAGGCUACGUCCCCUGCCGCCAGGUGGAGGUCUCGGUUCUGUGCACUGAUGUAGACUCACCUGCCUGAUGGUGUUAUUGAUGGUGUAUGGAUUAUAGAUCAUCAGUCUCUGUGAUCACUGACUGGACUGUAUAUAAAGUCUACAGGAAGGAAACAGUGCUGCUUUAAUUUGCAUCGUCACAGAGUCCGAUCCACAUCACGGAGUCCUGCACAGAGUCCGAUCUACAUCACAGAGUCCUGUGUCUGAACCACGACGGAUCAAAUCAAACCAGAUCAACUUCGUUAGUUUCUUUCAGGAGCAACGAGACGUUCAGAGACUCACAAAUCAAUGUUUGAAAAAAAACUAUCUAUAUUUUAUUUAUAGCUCAACGCCACUAACUGUGGUACAGGGGAUCAGGGGUUCGAUUCACGAUCAUGGUGGGGGCAGUAUCCAGGUGCACCCCUAGGCAAGGUUUUUAAUGCUACUUGCCUACCUCGGCAUGAGUGAAAACGCAAAAAUAAGAGUAAUACCGGCGGUAGACAUCGCCAGGGUCAACAAGGUCCGCAUCAGGUGCUGGGGAACCAGGGCAACCGAAUGAGAAAUGGGCUACUGGAACAAGACAUUCAUGGACUAGAGCAGAAAAUAUGGAAAUGUUGCAAUGCUACUAUACAAGCAACGCCGGUGAAAGGGGUUAUAUGCAGAGGCUACAGCAAGGGGGAGCCAGGACGACAGGUCAGGGGGGAGAUAUCAUCAUCAUCCCCUCACUCCGAGAUUGGGUACCAAGCCCCAAUAACAAGCCUUUACGGCACAGACUCACUUAACACAAGGGCGACUGACCUGAGAUUGAAGAUCAUCACCACGCUGUACAUCUGGCACCCCCAAUUACAACAAUCACGAUUACCAACGCUAAGUGACAAAGUACCCUCUGAAAGUCUGCCAGAAGACGUGAAUGCUGCACUACAUACUAUCUCUACUAAGACCAUAACUGAGACCAAUGAGCUGAUAUACGCCACAGCAAAGGACCGCACAGAAGCACUAAUCAUGGCAGCUCAGUACAAGAUCCACAGAGGCUGGGGUCGACCACGCCAGCCUGGACCCCAGGUGCAGACUGUGCAGAGACGCACCUGAGACGGUUCAGCACAUAACAGCAGGGUGUAAGAAGCAGCAGGAGCAGCGUACAUGGAGCGCCAUAAGCCAGUGGCUGGCAGAGUGUACGGGAACAGCUGCCAUGAGUUUGGGCUGGAGGUCCCAGGGUCAAACUGGAAGACACCUCCUAAGGAGCUGAGAUCCUGUUGGACUUCCAGAUCCAGACUGACACACAGGUGAUGGCUAACCACCCAGACAUCGUGUUGAUCGACAAACAGCAGAAGAAGGCAGCGGAGAUAGACGUAAUAAUCCCGAGCGACGGCAGCGUCAAGAAGAAGAAGACACGAGAAGCUCGAAACACACCGAGGGCUGCGAGAGGAGCUAGAAAAGAUGUGGAGCGACAGCGGUGCCGGUGGUGAUGGGAGCACUGGGGGCUGCGACCCCCAAACUGGGAGAGUCCAGGUACAACAUCAGCGCCGUCCUAGGAACAGCUGAGACACUGCAGAACCCUCAAACUCCCAGGCCUCUGGUAGAAGACCCGAGCUUGAGGAUGACACAUACCACCCCACGGGGUGAGAGGGGGAAAUAUAUAUAUAUGAUAUAAAUAUGUUUAUAAUAAUAAUAAAAGUAAAGUCUGUCUGACAAUCUG